AGCAUGGAAAUUAUAGAGAAAAAUUAAUGAAGAACAGUUUUUUUUUUUUGUACUGGAUCAGUAAAAUAAGAAUGUCUUUGUAGUGCAAAGACUUCAGCAAAGAUCAAACAGUUUGUGGCUUUAUAAACAGACUGUAAUUUAAGCCACUAGGUUUAAGACAUUAGGCUACAUAUUCAAUGCUUAUAAUUAUACUUAAUACAUUAUUUUUUAACAGGUUGAUCUGUCAUGGCUACUGUGAAGACUUUCCUCCCAAUCCUUUAUCUGCUUCUAAACAGCAGCUUCUGCUCAGACGUGAAUUGUAAAGAUGGAGAAUGUAAAUCCAUUAAGGACACAACACAAGUAUUCUGCGAGUGCCAUAAGAUCUACCGCAGUCCAGCGUGUAUUAUUGACUAUCCAACUCUUGAAAGUAAAAUCAAUGGCAUAAUCUAUAAACCAGUCUCUGAUCUGACAACAAUUUAUUUGAGUGUCAAGGAGCUGAAGGACUACACACAAGAAAUAGUUGGGUCUGUCCGAGAUGACAUCCAGUGGACACAAAUCUUUGUUAAAUACAACAAUGUGAUUCAGAAGUAUAGAAACAUCAGUUCAGUACAUUCACAGCUUAAAAACGGUACAAUAACCCAACGCCACUAUGUGUCUGAAAUCGGAGCUCAGUUCACAGAUGGAAACUUUUCUCAGUUUAAUCUCACAGACUUUCACAACAUGAUGAUAGGCACUGGAGACAAACACAACAUUUUGGAUACUUUUCGCACAUCAUUGGUCCAGGACUCUCAAAGACAGUCUGGUGAGCCAGUAGAGUGCACAAAAUACUACAGCGACCAGAUUGAUUAUUUUCUGCGAUACAUGUUUACCCUUGAAAAGGAAGCUGUUUUAGCUUGGUCAAAAUAUUUACUGAUCACUGGAAAAUCAGAGAACAUUGAUUUUGUUGAGAAGAUUUUUAAGGACUACGUCUCACAGCAGUGGAGACUCUUUAAUAAAAAUAGUUGUGGCCCUCUAAAGGCUGUAGAUCUUCAGAACAACCACUGUGUGAAACUGUACCACACCAUAGCCCAGCAACAAGUGAAAAUUAAAUGUGGUGAAUUAUUCAAGCCCUUCCCAGAUAUCGUGGGGUGCUCUGGAGGGCAGUGGAGCGCCUUGCCGGUUUGCUACGCUGAGCAGGUAAACGGACAAGUUGAGUGCAAAUCUGAAGGUGGGGUCACAGCCUGCAAGGCCUCAUGCUCUCCUGGCUGGGCCUCUGCCACACACCCUCUGCCAUCUGACUACAAAUGCUCACAGCCGCCCUGUCCAUCCUUCUCACCACACAAGUGUAACAACUGCACACAAAACAACGUUUGUAAGGACCAUGAGGUCUGCACUGGCGCCUUGGGCACAUGUCUUGACACAUGCCUAAUUAAACCUUGUGGAGUGAAUGCCAAAUGCUCCUCCUCCAAUCAUGACAGGAGCUGCACCUGUGUGAGCCCGUGGAAAGGAGACCCAGACAAGGGCUGCAGGAGUCAGGACCUCCAGUGGGUUCAGACUGGAGACGUGCCCAGCAAUGCUGUUCGUUCUAAUGCCCAGCUUGCUGUGUGCAAAGCCAUUGGACCUGACAGCGGGUGGCACAGUGGGUUUGUAAAGGAUAAACACUGCAAUUAUGAAUAUAAUGGAGGACGGCAUCAGGCUAAUAGCUAUGAGGUUCUGGUUGAUCCAUGUGGAGGACAUGGUUGGCAAUGGCUGGAGGGGGCCCAGGGGAACAUGGUCUCAUAUGACGAAUCAAAGAGGUUUCCUGGAGUCAAAUACUACGUGUGUAGUGGGAAAAAUGAUGGCCUUGUAGGGAAGCUUUUCAACACGCGUGAUGGCUUUCUGUGCCAUAUUGCCAAGGACAAUACCAGAGAUGGAAGUUUCUAUGCUCUGGUUACACAACCAUGUAUCUGAAGACACUUCACUGUGAUUCACUAUUCAGUGCUUAAGUUUCUCUAAUUCCCUUUUAAAGCUUUAAAUCGGUGGAGGUGCUGUAUUCAUCUUUUGAAAUACAGAUUGGGCCCAAAUGCACAAAUGGAAAGGAGCAGUCAACUCUCACCAAACAUUAAGCAUGGCAUAACCA
Messenger RNA from Labeo rohita (rohu), 2077 nucleotides. RefSeq lists its product as uncharacterized. The coding region runs from base 226 to 1908 and encodes 560 amino acids. The record is from RefSeq and is a predicted model, not a curated record. The transcript is spliced from 4 exons. NCBI's taxonomy places the organism in Eukaryota, Metazoa, Chordata, Actinopteri, Cypriniformes, Cyprinidae.